This is a messenger RNA of Helicoverpa zea (corn earworm), 2226 nucleotides long. Its product is annotated as glutamic acid-rich protein-like. Bases 1 to 2211 code for a protein of 736 amino acids. NCBI's taxonomy places the organism in Eukaryota, Metazoa, Arthropoda, Insecta, Lepidoptera, Noctuidae. The record is from RefSeq and is a predicted model, not a curated record. The transcript has a single exon.
AUGCGGAAAAUGGCUGACGACAAGUACGUAGACAACAGUCCACGUAGCUCCAAUGUUGAUUCAUUAAUAGAGAAGCUAAGGGUGGAAAUAUCCAAUGACUCUGAAGAUGACUUCAUGAAUACAAGAAGACUGACUAUUCAGUCUACAGCAAACAGAGCAGACAUGACGAAUGAGACUACCCACGACAUCGAUAAAGAAAUAACUGAACUAGAGAACCUAAUUAAAAGGUUACAAGCAGAAAUUGUUGAGAUGACCGAAUCUGCGAGCAAACCUUUAAAUGAAUAUUACCCUGAUGAUGCUUUAAAUGAAGAAAACAGCUUUAUCAUCAGGGAUCAGGAUCAGGGAGAACGGCACUUGUCACCUCUAGUGAAAAAUGACAUAAACGACGAAAACGAUUUUAAAAUUAGAAAACACGGAUCGGAUGUCAUCUUCCCGGUCAUAUUGAAAGACAAUGGCUUGUUAAAUGAACAAGAAAAACUGUUUGCAGAAAAAAUGUCAAACCCCCCGACAGUUGUUUCUAAAGACGCAGACACUGAUAGUGAAGCUAUAGAUGGCGUAAGACGCAAUUUUUCAGUACUGUGGGAUGAUACGCCAAAUUCAAAUGACACAAAUUCUAUACCUAAUCCAAUCAUUAGCGAAAUGCAACCAAAACCCUUAAUAGAUCCGGCCUUGGAACAAGCAAUACCGGUAGGUGACCUGAAGUUUGUGAGCAAUAUAUCGAAACCACCAGAUAAGACUACAACAAUAAUUGCCCAAGUGGAACCACCUACUAAUAUUGACAAAAUUCACGAUGAUGACGACGAAGAAGCAGCUAAAAAUUUUGAUGAAGAUCACAAUCAAGACAUUGAAAAUACGAAUUCUAGCCCAACUGCCAACGAUGAUAUUUCAAAAAUAGAAACUAGUAGUUUUUCUAGCUUAUCUGUGAAUGACAAUAUUUCAAAAAUAGAAACAUUAAGUCUUUCAGAAAUUGUCAAUGAGCACGGAUCCGAAGAUCUACCUGUAACAUUGAAUAAUGAAGCUAUUAUUCAGAGUGAUCAAGUUAAGACCUUACCCGGUGGUGCGGAGAACCUUACCACUGUUACUACAGACCCAAAAAUCGCAGAUUCUAACAGAUCACCAUCUUCAGAAUCUAAAAAAUCUAUUCUCAAACUAAGCAAGAAAGAUUUACACGCGGCUCCUCCUAGUAAUACAACUGAACAAAUAAUAUCAACCAUACUCCCUAAAGAUAAUCUAAAUACUAACCAAGAGGCAACUAAAACUCCCGCAAAACCUGUUUCAAAAUCUGAAAGCAAUGACAGUGGCAUAAUGAAAACUGUCAACAAGAAAUUGCGUAAACUUGUGGGUAAAGUUAGUAAAGCUUCUAUAGAUAGCAACAAAAAUGAAACUAAGACUCAAAAUUCUUCGACAUCAGAUAGUGAUAUGUCAAAAAAGAAUCGGAAAUCUGCUUCUAAGGCAAAAAGUAAAGAUUCGCUGACACAAGACGAGAAGGGUAAAAACAAAACUAUACAUGAAUCAAAGUCUUCCACUAAUAAUAAAGAAACAGCUACUGCCAAACCUCAUAGGAGCUCAAAUUCCGCCCAUAAAGGCUCUCACAAGACAGGAAAGGUAAAGUCUAAAUCAUCUCUUUCUCAAUCCAGUAUUGAUAACCCCAAUUCUAGGAAUGAGAGUGAGGGCAAAAUAAAAGCAAUAAAGUCAAAAUCUAUCAAGUCUUUGAAUUCUGCUAAAGAUUUGAUAUCAAAAGUCGUAACCAAACAUGUUGAGAACAAAGAUAAUAUAGCGAAGGAAAAUGUACUAAAUACAGUCAAUACCAAAAUACCUAUCAACGCGACUGAAGGUCCUCAGAUUGUGGACACUGAAAAUAUAUUUGCUAAAAGUGAGAUUAAUUCAACUCAAAUACCUGUCACCGUCACAAAGGCAGUCAGUAACGCCGAUGUGAUUCCAAAGACUUACUCAGGCCUUACAGAAGAUUCAAUAGCUGAUAGUAAAGAUGAAUCUGCAAAAUUAGAAGCUGCAAAAGAAGUGAACACAAUGAUAGUAACAGAAGAUUUUGGUUCUAAUGCGGUAGAAGAAGAUUUGGAGGGCGAGGAAGAUCUAAUGGAUGAAGAGGAUUUGCCUAAUGAUAACGAUUCGACGCCGGGUGAUGAACAAGAAGACGAAAUGUUGGAUUGUGUUGAUGAUGAUGAUGAAGAAAACCCUUACGACGUAGACUGACUCACAAACUGAAAU